Molecule: messenger RNA, 3246 nt
Organism: Carassius gibelio (silver crucian carp)
Lineage: Eukaryota; Metazoa; Chordata; Actinopteri; Cypriniformes; Cyprinidae
Product: sodium-coupled neutral amino acid transporter 4
Exons: 16
Coding region: 208-1794 (528 amino acids)
Biological process (GO): amino acid transmembrane transport
Molecular function (GO): amino acid transmembrane transporter activity
Source: RefSeq, a predicted model, not a curated record
CCGGUUUAAAGCCAGUCUGAACAGGUUUCACUCAAACUGCGUCUGCACAGUUUGGUUUAGAUUUUGGUUUAUUUUGUUGUAACUCCAAAAUGCUGCUGAAGCUCUAGAGGAGAUGCAUUGGAUUACUGGAGAAAAUCUGAGAUGUCUUUGCUGACAAGGACAAACGAUUGAAUUAAUUUCUCAUAGUCGAAAUCCUAAGCUGUAAACAUGGAGCGUAUGGAGCUGAAGAAAGUGAGCACGGAGGCGGACGAUGAAAGCAGUGUGGACGAACGCUUCUCGCCCAUCGAUUCAGAGAAGGCCACUAUUAACGGCUCACUUCUGGAUGAGGACGACACAGAGAGUCAGAAGUUUCUCACCAAUGGCAUCUUGAAGAAGAAGAAAUACGAGGAAGAAGAACAUCACCCGGGUCACACGUCGUUUGGGAUGUCCGUCUUUAACCUCAGUAACGCCAUCAUGGGCAGUGGAAUUCUGGGAUUGUCUUUCGCUAUGGCCAACACUGGCAUCAUACUGUUUGUCAUUCUCCUGUUUGGAGUCGCUAUCCUGUCGCUGUACUCUGUUCAUCUGUUACUAGUGACGGCCAAAGAAGGAGGCUCGCUGAUCUACGAGAAGCUCGGGGAAAGAGCGUUUGGAUGGCCGGGAAAAAUGGCAGCUUUUGGGUCAAUAACUCUGCAGAAUAUCGGAGCCAUGUCCAGCUACCUGUUCAUAGUCAAAUACGAGCUGCCGGAGGUGAUUCGAGCGUUUCUGGGGCUGGAGGAGAACUCUGGUGAGUGGUAUCUGAACGGGAACUACGCUGUGGUGUUGGUGUCCGUCUGCAUCAUUCUGCCGCUGUCUCUGCUGAAGAACCUGGGGUAUCUGGGCUACACCAGCGGCUUCUCUCUCUCAUGUAUGGUGUUCUUCCUCGGAGUGCUGAUCUAUAAGAAGACGAUCCUGCCGUGUCCUCUGCCGUUCUUCUUCCAGAACGGCUCGGACGCUCUGGGUCUGUACUCGCUGCACAACGCCUCGACGCUGACCUCUUUAUCAGCAGUGAACGCUCCUCACCCGGAUCCUCACGCACCGCUCCACAGCGCCGUCCAGGUCACGCCUCGCCCCGAGGACACCGAGGACAUGUGCACGCCCAAAUACUUUGUGUUCAACUCACAGACCGCGUACACCGUUCCCAUCCUCGCCUUCGCCUUCGUCUGUCAUCCUGAAGUUCUGCCCAUCUACAGCGAACUCAAAGAUCGCUCUCGGAGGAAGAUGCAGAAGGUAUCGAACCUGUCCAUCCUGGCGAUGCUGGUGAUGUACCUGCUCUCCGCUCUCUUCGGUUACAUGACGUUUUAUGAUCAUGUGGAGGCAGAGCUGCUUCACACCUUCACAAAGGUCUACAAGUUUGACACGAUGCUUCUUCUGGUGCGUCUGGCCGUGCUGACGGCGGUGACGCUGACCGUUCCCAUUGUGCUGUUCCCUAUCCGUUCUUCAGUCAUCACAAUGUGUUUCGCUGGAAAAGAGUUCAGCUGGAUCCGACACUUGCUCAUCGCCGCUGCGAUACUGGCCUUCAACAACCUCCUGGUGAUCUUCGUCCCCACCAUCAGAGACAUCUUCGGCUUCAUCGGAUCGUCUGCAGCCACCAUGCUCAUCUUCAUCCUCCCGGCCGCCUUUUACCUGCGGCUCGUCAAGAGUUUACCCUUCAGAUCGCCGCAGAAAAUAUCUGCAGCCGUUUUCCUGGUGGUGGGUAUCUUCUUCAUGAUCGGCAGCUUGUCUCUGAUCGUCUUGGACUGGAUUCACAACCCGCCGGGUUCAAAAGGAGCUCAUUAAAGCUCCGGCGGUCGUCUGCUGAAGCCGUUUCAUCCCAGAGACUCGGACGAACCCUGCGCCUCUACCUCGCUCUCGUUCACGUCUGAACGUCUCCCAGCUCUCACAUCCCCGCCGGGUUCACGAGACUCGCUCAUCACCAAAGAUGAAGAGAAAGAGAGAGAGAGAGAGAGAGAGUGAAGAAGGGUUCAUCAAAUAAGCACUUGAGGAUUUUUAUCAAGACAUGCCAACAAUCACCUUUUCUUCCUGUUUGCCUUCAUUAGCUGGUCCUAGAUGGUUAGUUAGUUAGUUAGUUUGGUUUAGUUAGUCACGUAUGCUGAGGAAGAUCUUCCACAAACAAAAUGAAGACAAGUAAACGGUGCUGAUUUCCAUUUCACUUGAAUCAGAUUUCCUCUUUGAGAGGGGGAAAAAGUUCCCAUAAGUGCAUUUUUGUAUUAAAAUGAAGUACAGUUGGUCCACAAAAGCUCCGCUUUUUCCUCUCAAACUGAUCCACAAGCAUCGAUUAGAAGAUUUUGAGCGGGUCAGUUCCUCUCAAGAUGAUAUUUAACCACGCCAAACGUUUCUGACUCAUUAUUAAUCAGCGUUUCGUCAUCGCACACCGGUCCGGACCUGACCGCUGGGCUUGGCUUUCCACGAUCUGUUUCCUGUGGAGAUCUGUGCCUUCUUCCUGUGCCUCGCCAGAGAGAAACCUGAAGGUUUACUGAAGCCUGUCUCUCUGCAUGCGCCGAAGUGGACCAUAUUUAAAGAUCAUGUGGUGAUCUAUCUACUCAUAGAGCAAGUGAAUAUUUCAGAUGUUACGGUUAUGAUAUUUUUGCAUGUGUUAAAUCAGAAACAUGGUGUUUUUUUGGACGUUGUAUAUGGUUUGUAAAUAGUGUGCUCGAUGAUGGACGCUGGAAGAGACGGACACAUGAGAGAGUUGUAGUAUUAUAUUUAGAUGUCGGUGCCAUCUUUUGUAAAUCUGUAGAAAAGCCGUUGUAUUUCUUUUGUGCCUUCUUGGUGGUUUUUAUGAUGAACUGAAUAAUGGAGUUGUGUGGGGUUUUUCUUUCUUUCUUUUUUGUAUGUUGUUUGAUUAGUUAACGGCUGAAAUGGUACACAGAGACGCACGUUUGACAUCGAGAAUGUGCUUGAAAACCUUCAGAUUAGUCUUCCACCGUUUACCUCUGCAAACCACAGACCGGAUGUGUUCAUAAGUGCCAUUUAUUUAUGAAUCUUAAAGUCGACGUGAAAUCAGAACAGACCUUGUUUGCUUUCUUAAUAACACUUCAAAUCCUGUUGGUUCAUGUAUUAACUAAAUGUAAGAAAUACAUUUAUUUCAUUGUUAUUAAAGUAUUUAUGUUUAUUUUUUGAACGGCAUUUUUUUUCUUUUUCUGGCCAAAAUGUAUUUUAAAUAUAUGUUGUAAACAGUGAUGUUAAAAGAAGUGUAUUUUGUUCAAUUAAAAACAAAACUCAAAUUUA